UUUACCUUUGUUGAUUUGCUUUAUUUAAUUAUUUUCCAUCAGUUAUCCACUUGGUAAGUAAGAUUACCCAUAACCCAGACUUCUCAUUGUACCACCAUCAUGGACUCGCAGUAUUCACAAUUCAGUCAACAGCAGUCGGCUUAUGAUGUUAAUCCUUACCACCAGCCUUACCAAGCGAAUGCGUACGAGUAUGAUGUCGGCAUACUUGCGCAACAGAGUGUCUAUGUUCCCGGGGCUAUGAUCGAUAAGCGUGGAGGCGCUGGUGGGAAACUUGCAAAGGGUGGAAAGCGCACUACCGUGCUGCGUAAGGGUGGUGGAAAGGUCUGGGAAGAUCAGACUCUCCUCGAGUGGAAUCCAUCUUGGUUCCGUCUGUUCGUUGGAGAUCUCAGUAACGAUGUCUCAGAUGAUGUCCUUGCGAACGCUUUCAAUCAAUACACCUCUUUUCAGAAGGCCCGCGUCAUACGCGACAGAUUGAGCCAGAAGGCGAAGUAUGGUUUUGUUGCCUUUUCAGAUCCAGAAGAUUUCCUCAAAGCUUGGAAAGAGAUGGAUGGUAAAUAUGUAGGUAACCGUCCAGUCAAGCUCAAAAAGGCGGAUGAUACUGCUAUCCGACCUGUAGAGAUAGGCCACCGAAAGGCUAGACAGCUCGAGAAAGACUUGAAGAAGAAUAGGCGCAAGCCUUACUAAUCGACCGCCGUUCGCGCCGUUGUGCAUUUGGUCGACGUGUGGCUAGUCUGUGAAGACAUUGCCAGUAUGUUUUAUUUCUUGAUACUGGAGCGCAGCUCACCGUGUUAUGUAUUUCAACUAUGAAAUUAUGAUGAUGGACACGAUGCAUACUAAAAGGCAGAAGAUCAUAGUGGGUACUGUUCCUUAAUCCCCCACACUUCCACUUCGUUUGUUGCAUUUCACAGUCAGGCCUACUAUGCGCGCUUCUUCAAAAGCGAGCAAUUUCGAUGCAGUGUGCUCUCAUUGCUGUGCGGCCCAUGUUGAUAGUCACUAGUCACUGAUGGAAUGGGAACGCUACGUUCCCGACAGUC
This is a messenger RNA of Suillus paluster, 1034 nucleotides long. RefSeq lists its product as uncharacterized. NCBI's taxonomy places the organism in Eukaryota, Fungi, Basidiomycota, Agaricomycetes, Boletales, Suillaceae. Gene Ontology annotation, molecular function: mRNA binding. The transcript is spliced from 5 exons. The record is from RefSeq and is a predicted model, not a curated record. Bases 100 to 684 code for a protein of 194 amino acids.